AUGUCCAUGUUCCGUGCCAAGAAGCUCGACCUCGGGUGCUUCACCAACGUCCGGGUCCUUCGUGAUCACUCCAAGCGCAAGGCCUUUUUGGAGGCCGAGCCGGAGAGACAAGCCCUGCGCUACGCCAUCCGCAACACCACCCUCCCUGCCCGUACCAGGGCCGUCGCCCAGCUCCAGCUCACCCAAAUGCACGCCUACACCAGGCCGACGCAGAUCCGGAACCGCUGUAUCCUCGGUGGAAAGAGUCGAGGUAUCUUGAGGGACUUCAAGAUGACAAGAUACAAUUUCCGUAUGAACGCCCUGAUGGGUAACAUUCCGGGUGUCAAGAAGGCCUCUUGGUAA
Messenger RNA from Neurospora tetraspora, 342 nucleotides. Its product is annotated as mitochondrial 37S ribosomal protein MRP2. Gene Ontology annotation, cellular component: ribosome; mitochondrial small ribosomal subunit. The transcript has 3 exons. Gene Ontology annotation, molecular function: structural constituent of ribosome. Gene Ontology annotation, biological process: translation. The record is from RefSeq and is a predicted model, not a curated record. Lineage: Eukaryota; Fungi; Ascomycota; Sordariomycetes; Sordariales; Sordariaceae. Bases 1 to 342 code for a protein of 113 amino acids.